Cucurbitaria berberidis CBS 394.84 is the source of this 1991-nucleotide messenger RNA. RefSeq lists its product as uncharacterized. The record is from RefSeq and is a predicted model, not a curated record. Lineage: Eukaryota; Fungi; Ascomycota; Dothideomycetes; Pleosporales; Cucurbitariaceae. The coding region runs from base 368 to 1711 and encodes 447 amino acids. The transcript has a single exon.
UAAUCAAUCUAUGCCACUUGAGGUUUGUAGCAGUGCUUAUACUGACGUUCAUGAGGUCUGCGCCUUACUGCACAGCCUCAUUCACCGUGCGUUUUCCCACUGCCCCUGCUGACGGGUGAGGCUGACUGCCCCAACGACUAGCAUGUGUUACGAUAAGCCUUGGAGCGUUGGUGGCAUAAAGCUUCGUGGUCACCAGCUCUGACCGACAUUCAUUCAAUCUGUUGUGUGGAAGGAAACUUAUUGUACCUAUCCCUGCCGCUGCCUCUGCCUAGGGAACUCAACGCCUUCCGUCCACUGUAGUCAUCAACAAGCACCACCACGCAGCUAGGCCUAACCACCUUUAUCUCUAACGCCUUGUACUGCUACAAUGGGUCUCUUCAAAUCCUCUCCCAAACUUGCACAACCACCGCUCCCAAACCUCGCCAUCCACCUCUACAAUCCAACAGACAAAGUUUUCAAGCCCGAUGAUGUCGUUACCGGCCACAUUUCCCUUGCACCCAUCAUUCCGAUAACACCGUACGCCCUCGAAGUCUCACUCUUCGGCCAAUCUUUAAUCUGGCUGCGCACGAGUCACAGGAAGAAUUCGAAUAGUAUGAUGGACUACUACCAUUGGCGAGACAACGCGCCCCUCUUUGAAGUCUCCGAGAACGUCUUACCCAGUCCAUCCAAGAAGGAGGAAUCUAUGACUGUAUAUCAGCCAGGACAAACGUACACGUUUCCAUUCCACUUUCGCUUUCCAGCUGGCACGAGAAACUCGAGAUUGGGACAAUACAAGCAGGAUAGCGAUGAGCGGUGGACAGUCACACCACACGACUUACCGCCCACUUUCCUACACACAGAUAAGCUUGGGGACGCGACUGAACCAGACUACGCAAAGAUCGAAUACGGCGUCAGGGUCAAACUGAUAUGUCCCGGUAUUGGUGUUGUUCAGGGACAGAACCUGAUAGAUCUCACCACUACGGCACCAGUGCUGUUUCAACCCAUGAACCGCAAUCCGCAACACAUACUCGACGGCCCAAUAAGUGUACUACGCUACCCAAAGACAUUCACCUUCCAGAGCUCCAUCUUAACAGGCCAACAACCCAGUCAAAUCGGCUUCCGACAAGCCAUGCACGACCGCUUCUCCUCCACGACGCCCAAAGUCGAUUUCGAAGCCGCACUCGACAUGCCAGAUGUGCUCGCCAGCGGCUCUGAAUUCCGGUUCCGCGCCUCCUUCCACGUCCUCAGCAAGACAGACAGCGUAUCUCAUAUCCCGCCCAUCCAGUUCCGCGUUCUCAAGCUAGAUCUGCUAGACUUUACGUUUGUGCGCGCGCCGCGCGAUGAAGAUGCUUCGACCUUUCGCGACGGGCACCACCGCUCGAAUAAGUACGACUUCAUGCCGCCGCCUGACGCGCCUUUUGGAAAAUACGGGCGGGAAAACGAGGAUUAUUCGGAGCGCAAGACACAUCUUAAUUGCCUACCGGAUUCUGCGGCCGUUGAGUUGGAAGAGGUGCCUAGCUAUGAUGAAAAGAAGAAGGGAUUAGAGCAGGCGAAGAGCUGUGAGGUGUGGUUCACGGCUAGAGUACCGGGGUUUACGCCCCCGAAUUUUAAAAGCUUUGCUAUUACGAGGGCAUAUAGGGUUAAAGUCAAGCUAGGGGUUGAGGUCGGUGGAAAGCAAUUUGUGCUGGAGGCGGAGAGUCAUGUCAGGGAGAUGGGGAGCGUGCCGGCUUAGUGAGCUAGAGACGGUAGCUUGAAGGCGAGGAUGCUGGACGUGCGAUGUUCCUAUACCGUUCGUGUGUGAUACCCAUUGAUAGACGUCGUUGUAAUAAAAUUGAAUCGAAUUUCUUUGCCUACUACGCACCGCUCUCGUAGCAUUCGUACCGAAAAAGCAGGGGUAUCAUAGUCUAUACGCCAAUAGCAAAAACUCCUUGAUCACCCUCAAACCCCUCCUACCAACUUGCGAGAAUGUUUUCCAACUUCUUCUGCCCAUUGUUGCCGAAUUCCCGCAUGUC